Scatophagus argus is the source of this 3457-nucleotide messenger RNA. RefSeq names its product adult enhancer factor 1-like. Gene Ontology annotation, biological process: regulation of transcription by RNA polymerase II. Bases 147 to 1700 code for a protein of 517 amino acids. The transcript is spliced from 3 exons. The record is from RefSeq and is a predicted model, not a curated record. Gene Ontology annotation, molecular function: DNA-binding transcription factor activity; RNA polymerase II cis-regulatory region sequence-specific DNA binding. NCBI's taxonomy places the organism in Eukaryota, Metazoa, Chordata, Actinopteri, Scatophagidae.
ACUUAUCAAACUGUGACUUUAAUCAAUGUACUGCAUGUUGUUUUUACAGCCACUUACUCACAUGGCUACACGAGCCUCACAAGUUUGGUGCUUUCCAGUAAUCAGUGCUUGUGGUAUCAGUAACAGCAUUUCCAUGAGCGUCUCAGAUGAUCCCAAAACAGGUGAACACACUCCUGAGUGACCAGCAGGGGGCGACAGCAGUCCGUCUGCGCGCUGCACCGCUUGCAACAGAAACCACUGAAACCGUUCCCAACAAGGAAGUCACCAACGGCACAAACCGCGAUGUGCUCUUCUGUCAGAGCAGCAUCCGAGCAGACAUGUCCUCUCUACAGCAUCUGAACGAGUUUAUUUCUGAGCGGCUGACAGCGGCGGCCGUGGAGAUUUUCGGAGCGGUGGAGAAAACGUUGAUCGAGUACCAGGGAGAAAUCAACCGAUCGAAGCAAGAGAUAGAUCACCUGCGAACACUGGUGCUCUGGCCUCAAGUCAGGUUGCAUAGAUCAGCAAGCCGCCAGUUCAGUCCUCCCUGCUGGGAUAAGGAGGCUUCUCCUGAGCGCUCCCAUGCGGAGAAAUGGGCCCCAGAUGUGAGCCCAGACCACCCAGGCACCCUGUGUGUCAAAGAGGAGCAUGACCAGAGGGCAGUCUGGCGAGGACCGUCCUGUGGCCAGCAGAAAGCACGAGGUGACCCAAUGUUGCCCUCGCAGUUAUACAGAAUAGUAACUGUUGAACAGGCAGCAGACAUCAAAGCUGAGCCUUACAGCGAGGAGUUUAUAACAUCUCCGUCAACCAGGAAGCCUGAGAUCCCCUUUGGAAUAAAUCCAAAGUCUUCUGGACUUCAGCAGGAAACUCAGAUAGGUGAGGAGAGGACCAGUGAGACCACAUCCAGCACAGAUCGGCCUGAGGUCACUGAUGAGCAACAGGACGGGAGCCCACUUCAGCACCACAAGGACCCUGAUCCCUUACAAGUCAAAGUGGAAAAGCUUACAUCAUCUAGUGCUCAGAAAGAGAGACACAACAACGAACCCCCACCUCAGUCAGAGAGGAGUGUUUACAAUCAGCGUCAUUCUUCAAGCCCCAGCCAUGACCACAUUUUGACCAACCAAACAUUUGACCUGGCAGAGAAAAACAGACAAGCUGCUGAAGGAGACAGCGACCAGCCAUCCAGAGUGACUACAGUUUCCCAUCCCCUCCACUGUGUAAAUCAAAGUCAGUACGGUACUGAAAGUGUGGUGAAUGGCGAGUGGAUCAAGGCGCCAAAGAAAAGGCAAAACUCCAACUUGUGCAGUGAAGGAGGCAACAGCAUCGGAGUGGGAGAAGAUGUAAAUGACCUCAUCAGGGAGAGAAAACACACGUGUCCCGUCUGUGCGAAACGUUUCAAAGAGUCGAGCCAUUUGAAGGAUCACGUGAGAAUCCACACGGGAGAGAAGCCGUAUCGGUGUAAGGAGUGCGGCAUGAACUUCAGGCAGAGUGGAACUCUGACUCUGCACAUGAGGAUCCACACCGGAGAGCGGCCGCACCAGUGCACCGACUGCGGCCGGCGUUUCAAUCGGAAAGGCGACAUGGAGACUCACAGGGUGACACAUACGGGGGAGAGACCCCAUCUGUGCACAAUGUGCGGGAAGAGCUUCAAGAGGAAGAGCAACUUGAAUACACAUGUGAAGAUUCAUGCAGAGGACAAAAUGAAUCACACUCAACCACUGUAACCGCUUAUCUUCCAGUGAGAAAUCCUGUGGAAAAAGGAAAGUUUAUAUUAUCAUGUUGACUAGAGUGUGAUACACAUUUGUAAAUAUUUCUAAACCAACUGAGAUUGUUGUUGUUGUUGUUGUUGUUUUAACAGUUUUGCAAACUGCAACUUUACUGCUUUGGUUUACUCUCAAUGCUUUCAUCAGCCUGUUUUUGGCUGCAGCAGGCAGCUGUUUCAGCCAAGACUGCUACCAGGCAGCAGACAAAGGCAGCAAAUACCUUUUGGGGAGCAUUUAACAGCUCAAGAGACAAGACAUAUUUUCUCAGGAAUUGGUGCACACCAAGCAGAACUUAAUGAAGAAUGGCAGUCAGACAAAACACGAGUCCACCUUCACAGAUGGCUCUAAUUCACGGUAAGUUAAUGGGUGGUAAGUGUGCCAUUUAGGAACACUUACUGGUUUCUUUUUAUUAAGCAGAGCAUCUAACUAAAAGGGACUCUGCAUUAAAUAUUGAAAUUAUUAAAUGGGUUGCAGUAGUGUUUAACUUGACCCGACUGCAUUGGCACAGAGAUUACUGUGACGGUUAAGGUGAACUAAAUGAUGAAGACGAGAAUAAGGAGAGGUGGAAUGCUGGGCACACAUAGAUGAAGAGAACACACAGCAGAUCAUAGCCUGUGAGGACCUACAUGCCUUCUCCACCUGCUGGACCAGGUAAGUGUGGUGAAAAGGCUUGAAAAAUAAAAUAGAGACCAUUUUUCAGUUUCUGGAAAGAUGUUGGUGCUUGAAGCUUCUGUUGUUUAGAGCUGCAGCAUUCCUCUAGGUUGCUUCCUUCUCUAUGCAAGUGAAAUAGUUUCUGCACCAUCAGGUGCGUGUUGGUCUUCAGGUAUAGAACAUGUAGAAGAUCAGUAAUUGAAAGAGUCAUUGAGUAUGUUGUGCUUCUCUUAACUCCUGCCUCGAAUGUUGCGAAACAACAAACAACAGAAAUGCGCCAUUGUAAAGCAAUCCAACUGAAAUGUGCGCGUGCAUGUGUGUGAUUGGCCAAUGCGGCCCAAAUUAUAGAGAUAAGAAGUGAUGUCAUCACCCCCCCUGGCAGUACGUCAUGGUUUUAUAUUGUGUUAUAAUGUGUUUUAUAUGGUGUAAAAGUUGUGCACUUUGGACUGUGAAUCCACCGAUCCGACUGAAUAUUUCCCUGGGAGUGGCCAAGUAACUCUUCUAGAUUAUUAUCAAUUUAUUGGAAAAUCGAACAAUCAGAAGUUGCUCAUUCAGUGCAAUUCGAUUACGUUUUUGAAUAAAGUUUCAAUUGCUCAGAAAUGUUUGUCAUCCACUAUUAUUGAAGAGCGUAUGUGCUGUGUCAAAAAACGCACAGGUACAUGGUCGUAUGUCAGGAUGGCCGAGCGGUCUAAGGCGCUGCGUUCAGGUCGCAGUCUCCCCUGGAGGCGUGGGUUCGAAUCCCACUUCUGACAACCACCAUUUUCAGCCACGUAACAACUACAAAAGUUGCUGCUCCUUACGCAAAGCAAGGAUACACAGAAGAUAAAUUGUAGGCUGCUAAUCUCUCUCUGGAGAGAGGUGUGUUCAUUCAGUCCAUUUUAGGUAAACAAACGAAGUGACCUACUGUCUCACUUAUGGGGGCCCUUGAAGACUGUAUCUGCUGUGUGUGGGUGUAGUACAUAGAGUCAGGAUGGCCGAGCGGUCUAAGGCGCUGCGUUCAGGUCGCAGUCUCCCCUGGAGGCGUGGGUUCGAAUCCCACUUCUGACAACCACCAUUUUCAACCACGU